UUGUAGUUUGUUUCAUUGGCAAGAUUGGCAAAAUGAGGGCUAAUAUCGUGGUACUGGCUUUUCUGAUUAUGGCGAUAUGUUGCGUUACCCAAGCAGCUCCAGGAUGUGUAAAACCACCACCCACAUCGUCAUCAACUACUACAACCACUACGAGUACUACAAGCACUACAAGUACAACUACACCUAGACCUUGUGCAAACACAACAUCAACUACUACAACUAGUACCAGUACUACAACUACUCCAAAAACGACUACAACAACUACUACACCUAGACCUUGUGACAACACCACUUCAAGCAGUUCUACGACUAGCACAACUUCAACUAGUUCUAGCACUAGUAGUACCAGUACUACAACUACUCCAAAAACGACUACAACAACAACUACUACACCUAGACCUUGUGACAACACCACUUCAAGUAGUUCUACGACUAGCACAACUUCAACUAGUUCUAGCACCAGUAGUACCAGUACUACAACUACUCCAAAAACGACCACUUCAACUACAACUACUCCAAUACCUGACACUAACACAACUUCAACUACAACAACCAGUUCGAGUACCAGUACUACAACUACUCCAAAAACGACGACUUCAACAACAACUACUACUCCUUGUGCAAAUACAACUUCAAGUUCAAGUACAACUUCAACUAGUUCAAGCACCAGUAGUACUAGUACUACAACUACUCCAAAACCCGAUACUAACACAACUUCCACUUCGACAACUAGUACCAGUACUACAACAACCCCAAAAACUACUACUUCAACGACAACUACUCCAAUACCUGAUACUAACACAACUUCCACUACGACAACUAGUUCAACCACCAGUACCAGUACAACUACUCCAAAAACAACAACUACUACUGCUCCUUGUGCAAAUACAACUUCAAGUUCAAGCACAAGUUCAACUACGUCAACUAGUUCAAGCACCAGUAGUACUAGUACUACAACUACUCCAAAACCUGAUACUAACACAACUUCCACAACGACAACUAGUACCAGCACUACAACAACUCCAAAAACGACUACUUCAACAACUACACCUAAACCUUGUGACAAUACCACAUCAAGCUCCUCUACGACAUCUAGCACAACUAGUUCAAGCACCAGUACUAGUACUACAACUACUCCAAAAACUACUUCUACUACAACAACUACACCUAAGCCUUGUGCUAACACCACAUCUAGCUCCUCGUCGACAUCUAGCACAACUUCCACUACGACAUCUACUUCAAGCACCAGUACUACAACUACUCCAAAAACGACAACUGUAAAAUCUUGUGCUAACACAACUAGUACGACUACAACUACGACUCCACAACAUUGUACAACUCCUACUACAACUACUACGACUACUACAACUACUACUAGUGCCCCUACUACAACUACAAAACGUUGUAUUCGUGUGUGGAACUAUGAUCUCAGUUUCUAGUAAAAAUCGGUGGUUUAAGAACUUGUAUAGUAAUUUAGAUGGUAUAGUUUUGUUAAACUUCUGUAUCUUUUUCUUUUCGUUUUGGGGGUUCAUUAAUAAAUGCUUUUUCUUUUAAUGUAGUAAGAUUUGUUAUUUUUUCUAUUUUUUGGCGACUAGUCCUUAGUCUCAUAUCAUCAUCAUAGUGUAUUAAUAUUAAUUAAAUAUGUUUUAGUACAAGGAACAGGGAAACUUUUGGUACAAGGAAAUUAAAGGUAUAUUUUCUUAUUGAAAUAAAUUAUUAUUUUCAUAA
Helicoverpa armigera (cotton bollworm) is the source of this 1728-nucleotide messenger RNA. RefSeq names its product mucin-2. The record is from RefSeq and is a predicted model, not a curated record. Bases 33 to 1439 code for a protein of 468 amino acids. The transcript is spliced from 3 exons. NCBI's taxonomy places the organism in Eukaryota, Metazoa, Arthropoda, Insecta, Lepidoptera, Noctuidae.